This is a messenger RNA of Anas platyrhynchos (mallard), 4661 nucleotides long. RefSeq names its product solute carrier family 4 member 2 (gene SLC4A2). Gene Ontology annotation, molecular function: solute:inorganic anion antiporter activity; monoatomic anion transmembrane transporter activity. Gene Ontology annotation, biological process: regulation of intracellular pH; monoatomic anion transport; bicarbonate transport. The record is from RefSeq and is a predicted model, not a curated record. Lineage: Eukaryota; Metazoa; Chordata; Aves; Anseriformes; Anatidae. Gene Ontology annotation, cellular component: apical plasma membrane; plasma membrane; basolateral plasma membrane.
GGCACGGCACAGAGCAGGAUGGCACGGCACGGCACGGCCCUGCUGGAGCGCGGGGCCGCACAGUGCCCAGCCCGGUGCGCUGCCGUGGGGCAGGGCUGUGGGGCAGGGGGUGCCCUCGAGGGGAGGCUGUGCCGGUGCCGUGCCCGGUGCCAGCACACGGCGGGGCUCUGCUGGGGUUUCUGGGGCUGCCGGGAGCGGGGUUAAUGAUUAACCCCUCGUGGCACGCGGGAUGGCUGCCCCAAGCCAUUGGGCACGGCCCCAUCGCCGCGGCACGUGAUCGGGGAUGGGACCUGCGGGUGGCACAGGCGCCGUGGCCCCGGCCCCUUCCUCAGUGCUCCGCCACCCAUGGAUUUCCUCCUGCACCCCCCGCCCGAGCAGGAUGCGCUGGGCCCCGGCUCGCCCAAGUUUGGGGAGGAGGAGGAGGAAGAGAAGGACCUGAACAAGGCGCUGGGCGUGGAGCGCUUCGAGGAGAUCCUGAGCGACUCGCACCCCCGCAACGCCGAGGAGGCCGGGCGCAGCUACGGCGAGGAGGACUUCGAGUAUCACCGCCAGUCGUCCCACCACAUCCACCACCCGCUCUCCACCCACCUGCCCCCCGACGCCCGCCGCAAGAAGGGAGCGCCCAAAAAGGGCAAGAAGAAGCGCCCCCGCGCCUCUGCCCCCGGAGAGACCCCCACCAUCGAGGAGGCCGAAGAGGAUGAGGACGAGGCGUGCGACACGGAGACGGAGCGCUCGGCCGAGGAGCUGCUGCAGGGUGCCCCGACGGAGGCCGUGCAGGUGGGGGCUGCUCGCGGCGGGGGCCGGGGGGCUGCUGGUGCCCGUGGGAGCCAAUUUCUCCCCUUUUCUUGGUUGCAGUUCUUCCUGCAGGAGGACGAGGCAGCCGACCGCCGCGCAGAGGAGCCGGCAGCACCCCCGGCACCGCCAGCCCCCCCGGCAGAGCCCUGCAGGGCCGUGUCCCCCAAGGCAGCCAGGGCAGCCAGCCCCAAUGCCGAGGAGGGACGCUCAGCGGAGGGCCCGGCCGCCGAGGAAGCCGGUUCCCCCGGCCGCCCCGCGGCCAAGUCGCAGCCGGGGCACCGCAGCUACAACCUCCACGAGAGGCGGCGGAUCGGCAGCAUGACGGGCGCGGAGCAGGCGCAGUACCAGAAGAUGCCCACGGACGAGUCGGAGGCCCAGACGUUGGCCUCGGCCGACCUGGACUACAUGAAGAGUCACCGCUUCGAGGACGUGCCCGGGGUGCGCCGGCACCUCGUGCGGAAGAGCGCCAAGGCGCAGGUUGUCCACGUCAGCAAGGACCACAAGGAGCCGAGCACGCGGCACCGCAAGCAGGACCGGCAGCCACACGAGGUGUUCGUGGAGCUGAACGAGCUGGUGGUGGACAAGAACCAGGAGCUGCAGUGGAAGGAGACUGCGCGCUGGAUCAAGUUUGAGGAGGACGUGGAGGAGGAGACGGACCGCUGGGGCAAGCCGCACGUGGCCUCGCUGUCCUUCCGCAGCCUCCUGGAGCUGCGCAAGACCCUGUCCCACGGUGCCGUGCUCCUCGACCUGGACCAGAAGACUCUGCCGGGGGUGGCUCACCAGGUGGUGGAGCAGAUGGUCAUCACCGACCAGAUCCGGGCCGAGGACCGCGCCAACGUGCUGCGGGCGCUGCUGCUCAAGCACAGCCACCCGAGCGACGAGAAGGAUUUCUCCUUCCCCCGCAACAUCUCGGCCGGCAGCCUGGGCUCGCUGCUCGUGCACCACCACAGCACCAACCACGUGGGUGAGGGCAGCGAGCCGGCCGUCACCGAGCCCCUCAUCGCCGGCCACGCCGUGGAGCACGACACGCGGAUCGACGUGGAGCGGGAGAGGGAGGUCCUGGCCCCGCCACCCCCGGCUGGCAUCACUCGCUCCAAGUCCAAGCACGAGCUGAAGCUGCUGGAGAAGAUCCCGGACAACGCCGAGGCCACGGUGGUGCUUGUGGGCUGCGUGGAGUUCCUGGACCAGCCCACCAUGGCCUUCGUGCGGCUGCAGGAGGCCGUGGAGCUGGACUCGGUGCUGGAGGUGCCCGUCCCCGUGCGCUUCCUCUUCGUGCUGCUGGGGCCCAGCAGCACCCACAUGGACUACCACGAGAUCGGGCGCUCCAUCUCCACCCUCAUGUCCGACAAGCAAUUCCACGAGGCCGCCUACCUGGCCGACGACCGCCACGACCUCCUCAACGCCAUCAACGAGUUCCUGGACUGCAGCGUGGUGCUGCCGCCCUCGGAGGUGCAGGGCGAGGAGCUGCUGCGCAGCGUCGCCCACUUCCAGCGCGAGAUGCUGAAGAAGAGGGAGGAGCAGGAGCGGAGGCUGCUGCUGGAGCCCAAGUCCCCCGAGGAGAAAGCACUGCUGAAGCUGAAGGUGGUGGAGGGCGAGGGCGAGGACGAGGACGAUCCCCUGCGGCGCACGGGCCGGCCCUUCGGGGGGCUGAUCCGGGACGUGCGGCGGCGCUACCCCAAGUACCUGAGCGACUUCAGGGACGCGCUGAACCCGCAGUGCAUCGCCGCCGUCAUCUUCAUCUACUUCGCCGCGCUGUCCCCGGCCAUCACCUUCGGAGGGCUGCUGGGGGAGAAGACGCAGGACCUGAUCGGGGUGUCGGAGCUGAUCAUCUCCACGUCGCUGCAGGGCGUGCUCUUCUGCCUGCUGGGCGCACAGCCCCUGCUCGUCAUUGGCUUCUCGGGGCCCCUGCUGGUCUUUGAGGAGGCUUUCUUCACGUUCUGCACCUCCAAUGACCUGGAGUACCUGGUGGGACGCGUCUGGAUCGGCUUCUGGCUCAUCCUCAUCGUGCUGGUCAUGGUGGCCUUCGAGGGCAGCUUCCUGGUGCGCUUCGUCUCCCGCUUCACGCAGGAGAUCUUCGCCUUCCUCAUCUCCCUCAUCUUCAUCUACGAGACCUUCUCCAAGCUGGUCAAGAUCUUCCAGGAGCACCCCCUGCACAACUGCACGAGGGACAACGGCACGGAGGCGGAGGCCUGGCGGGAGGGCAGCACGGCCCCGGCCAACAGCACGGGGGGCCGCGCCGCCACCAAGGUGACCGGGCAGCCCAACACGGCGCUGCUGUCGCUGGUGCUCAUGGCCGGCACCUUCUUCAUCGCCUUCUUCCUGCGCAAGUUCAAGAACAGCCGGUUCUUCCCCGGACGGAUUCGGCGGCUCAUCGGGGACUUCGGGGUGCCCAUUGCCAUCCUGGUGAUGGUGCUGGUGGACUACAGCAUUCACGACACCUUCACGCAGAAGCUGAGUGUGCCCAGCGGGUUCUCGGUGACGGCCCCGGAAAAGCGGGGCUGGGUGAUCAACCCCCUGGGCGAGAAGAGCGACUUCCCCGUGUGGAUGAUGGUGGCCAGCGGCCUCCCCGCCAUCCUCGUCUUCAUCCUCAUCUUCAUGGAGACGCAGAUCACCACGCUGAUCAUCAGCAAGAAGGAGCGGAUGCUGCAGAAGGGCUCUGGCUUCCACCUCGACCUCCUGCUCAUUGUGGCCAUGGGCGGUUUCUUUGCGCUCUUCGGGCUGCCCUGGCUCGCCGCGGCCACGGUGCGCUCCGUCACGCACGCCAACGCGCUCACCGUCAUGAGCAAGGCCGUGGCGCCCGGGGACAAGCCCAAGAUCCAGGAGGUGAAGGAGCAGCGGGUCACCGGGCUGCUGGUGGCCGUGCUCGUCGGGCUGUCCAUCGUCAUCGGGAAGCUGCUGCAGGCGAUCCCGCUGGCCGUGCUCUUCGGGAUCUUUCUCUACAUGGGCGUCACCUCCCUCAAUGGCAUCCAGUUCUACGAGCGCCUGCAGCUGCUGCUGAUGCCCCCCAAGCACCACCCUGAUGUCCCCUACGUCAAAAAGGUGCGCACGCUGCGCAUGCACCUCUUCACCGGGCUGCAGCUGGCGUGCCUGGCCGUGCUGUGGGCCGUCAUGUCCACGGUGGCCUCCCUGGCCUUCCCCUUCAUCCUCAUCCUCACGGUGCCACUCCGCAUGUGCCUGCUCAGCCGCAUCUUCACCGACCGCGAGAUGAAGUGUCUGGACGCAGACGAGGCCGAGCCCAUCCUCGACGAGCGGGAAGGUGUGGACGAGUACAACGAGAUGCCGAUGCCGGUGUGAGCCUGUGCCAGCCCGCGAGCCGCCCGCGGGGCCCCGGUGCUGCCGCCCCGCGCGGGGCUGGGGGCAGCGGCUGCGCAGCCGGGGACGGGCCCCCCCGUGCCCCCCAUGCCCCCGGGGCUCCGCUGUGCCGGCCGGGGGCCCCCUGCCAAAGAGAAGCCGUCCCGCGGCCUCACCCCAUGGGGACCCCCUGGGGCACCCCGCUCGCCGCCGCUGCAGCGCGGGGGGCUCGUGCCUUUGGUCCCCCCCCCGGCCACGUCCCAAGUGCGCCGUGGGGCAGAGCCCCCCCAGCACUCCCGUGCCCUGCCCCAGCUCCUCUGCCACCCCGGCCCGACAAUCAGGCGUUAGAGCCGCCCGCCACCGCGUUUCAUGUAACUGCACUGGCAAGAACCAAACAGCUUGGCAGCGAGCGCGGCGGGACCAGGAGCGCCCAGGGCAGGGCUGGGGGCAGCACCCGCGCAGCGCCCGUGGCAGGGGGGCUGCUGGCCCUGGGGACCCGCGGCCACCCCCCUGGCAGCUCCCUGGGGCUGGGGGCAGCCCGCAGCCUCGGAUGAAUAAAGAGACCGGACUUUGCA